AAGCUGUGCACUCGUCUGUGCACACUCAGCUCCAAGAAUACAAAGGGGACACGCUGACCUUCACAUUUCUCCCAGAGACUUCAGCCAUCUGAACAUUUCAAUAAUUCAUCAUGGCAACGAUUCCUCCCCAAGAAGGCAACAAGUGUAAAUGAAACCAGCAGCAUAAUCUAUUCAACACUCCCAAUACUUCUAAAUAAAGGAGCUGGAAUUUAGAAAAUAACUUCUGUUUGGGGAAAACAUAAAUCUUGGGGGAUGUUUUUUGUAGCUUGAGAGUAGGAGUAGCAAAUGUUCCUAGAAGAAACUGUGACAAUCAUAAAAAACAUAUUAAGAACAUAUUAAAUAAUACAUCACGGAGACAGAUGAUAAACCAUAGUAGCGCCUUACUUGGACUUGAAUUAUUUAGUUGUAAUAUUCCAUUUCAUAUGCAGUCAUAGGAAACCUAAUAAUGGAGAGUUUCUAGAUGGUGUGUUUCUCCUAUAUUUGUUAUGCUGCAGAUUUUCAUGCUAUAGCCAAAGUAACCAAUACUAACUUUGGUUAGUUUGGGGUAUAAGCAGUGCAGUUUUACAGUUGAGUGAAAGUUUGCGCUGUUUAACAAUAUGUCCUUUAGUGCCACCAUCCUUUUCACUCCUUCUCCGGGGCAAACUGAUGGCAAGUGUGGAUGCAAAACUGAAAGCACUCAAGGUGGUUCGGUGACUGUUGAUGGACCAACUCCAAUUACUGUUACCGGUCAAGGAGUUUCAGUACAAGGAUGUGAGCAACUUUUGCAUCUUAUCUAUCAGCGUGUGGAGAAAGCAGUGGGACUUGCUGAAUCUGCUCUUAAUGUGGCCAAAGCAAACAGUAGUCUCCUAAGCCAAUUACAGGAUGAAGUAUGCAGUUUAAGAAACAUGCACGAAAGGUCAGGGAGACCAAUAUCACCACCUGAUAUCAGUACACAAUGUAAGCUGUCUGAAGAGGAAGACGUUGAAGAGAUCAGAGGAGUGCAGGUUGUCAUAGAGGAGCUCAGGCAGCUAGGUGCAGCAUCUGCAUCAUUAGUCCCUGGACUUCAUCCACCAGCUGUGGAAAGGACAAAAGAAUGCUGCUUGCCUACGUGUCCUCCAAAUGAAGCACCAUCCCUUCUAAAUUCCAACUAUAUGCCGGCUAUAGAUGAUUUUUUAACUCCAGAACCAACAGCCCAAAGGAUUUUGCCACCCAACUUUGGGAAGCCACUGACAGAUUCUCAUCCUCAUAGGGACACAGUGGAAGCUCUGAAUGAAGCAACUCCUCCAAUCAUGAAGUCAACACAUUCCCAUCUUCUGAUACAGAAGGAUGGCUCCCUUAGUCCUGGGGGCUUGAUUAUGGCGGAGACUUCUCCAGAUGCUACUGACAUGAGGUCUCCCGUGUCACCUCGAUCAUUUGUGUCAUAUUAUACUGGCACAAGUUCUCGCCAACGAAGCAAUGGUCAGAAAUGUUCUAGAAGAAAACGAGACCUAGUUUUGUCUAAACUGGUGCAUAACAUUCACAAUCACAUCUCAAAUAAUAAGCGCUUCAAUGGCUCAGAAAGCAUCAAGUCAUCAUGGAAUAUUUCUGUUUUAAAAUUCUUGGUGGAAAAAUUAAAACAAGAGCUGGUGUCCAGUGCCCAUCGUUAUGCCGACAAGGAACUAAAAGGUGCCUGUGUUGCCUACUUUUUGACAAAGAGGAGAGAGUAUCGAAACUCCAUGAAUCCUUUUAAGAGUCUGCGGGAGAAGGAAGAGAAGAAGUUGAGGAGCCGUCGAUACAGGCUGUUUGCAAACCGAUCCUGGGGUGUGCAGCAGUUUUCUCCAGAAGACCAAGCCUUGUGGGAGGGUGUUACAGAAGAGUUAAUGUCCGAUGAAGAGGACAGUCUGUCUGAGCCGGGGGUAUGGGUAGCCCGACCACCUCUUUUCCGAGCGCCCGAGCUCUCAAGACUCUGUUACAGCAUUGACUCGCAUUCUAAACAUGGCAAUAAAGCCAAUCGCGUUUAUGGUGCUCCCUCUGACCGACUGCCUUCUGCUGAGCUCCAGCUAUUGCCCCCGCACCUUUAUAAUCCUGACUGGGAAAGGGAGGUAAAUGAAGAGGAACUGGCGGGAGGCCCAAGGGGAAGAAAAUCAUUUUGUCCUGAUCUCAACUCUUUUAUACAGAUAAAAGUGGAGAAAGAUGAAUAAGACGUUGUGGAUCAUCAAUGCACAAACAUUUCUUUUCAUAAAGGUCACACAAUACAAAACUGUGAAGGAAGGUGUAAACAGUGAAGGUGACCUGUGAGAAAGGGCUAACGUCCAUCGCAAAUAUUAAUGAAAACUGCAAUUGUGUUCCUG
Nanorana parkeri is the source of this 2309-nucleotide messenger RNA. RefSeq names its product chromosome unknown C14orf93 homolog (gene CUNH14orf93). The coding region runs from base 597 to 2159 and encodes 520 amino acids. The record is from RefSeq and is a predicted model, not a curated record. The transcript has 7 exons. Lineage: Eukaryota; Metazoa; Chordata; Amphibia; Anura; Dicroglossidae.